This is a messenger RNA of Pseudogymnoascus verrucosus, 276 nucleotides long. RefSeq lists its product as uncharacterized. NCBI's taxonomy places the organism in Eukaryota, Fungi, Ascomycota, Leotiomycetes, Thelebolales, Thelebolaceae. The coding region runs from base 1 to 276 and encodes 91 amino acids. The transcript has 2 exons. The record is from RefSeq and is a predicted model, not a curated record.
AUGCAAUUUAUCAAGCUAGAGACUAGCAUCCCAAUUCCGCUCGUCAUUGCAUGGGGAACGUCAGAUGAUAAUCCUCUGGGAUUAGGAACAUUCAUUAUUAUGGAGUUUAUUGAAGGCGAGUCCCUCGGGAAGAUUCUUGAGGGGCGUCCUGAACCUGAGCACGGCGCAAUUUUGAGGUCCGACAUCGACGACAACGACCUAGAAACCGUAUACCGCCAAGUAGCAGACAUACUCCUGCAACUUUCAGAGCGCGACUUUUCUCAAAUAGCUAAAUGA